Messenger RNA from Cavia porcellus (domestic guinea pig), 4473 nucleotides. It is a transcript of the gene Dhx37, whose product is annotated as DEAH-box helicase 37. Gene Ontology annotation, biological process: maturation of SSU-rRNA from tricistronic rRNA transcript (SSU-rRNA, 5.8S rRNA, LSU-rRNA). NCBI's taxonomy places the organism in Eukaryota, Metazoa, Chordata, Mammalia, Rodentia, Caviidae. The record is from RefSeq and is a predicted model, not a curated record. Gene Ontology annotation, molecular function: RNA binding; helicase activity; ATP binding. The transcript is spliced from 27 exons. Gene Ontology annotation, cellular component: intracellular anatomical structure; nucleolus. The coding region runs from base 99 to 3584 and encodes 1161 amino acids.
CGGAAGUCUCGCGGCUUGUGGUGGUCGGGUACCCACGUGGGCCGAACUUCGGGCAGCGCUGCUGGCCCUGCCCCCUGGGACCGCGGGACGCAGGUGCCAUGGGAAAGCUGCGCCGGCGGUACAACAUCAAGGGGCGCCUGCAGGCGGGCCCCGGCCCCUCCAAGGGGGGCCCCGAGCCGCCCCCCGUGCGGCUGGAGCUCGAGGGUGAGGACGUGCUGAAAGGGGUGGAUGCCAGCAACGCGCUUGUCCUGCCUGGCAAGAAGAAAAAGAAGAGCAAGGCGCCGCCCCCAUCCAAGAAGGAGAAGAAGCCGCUGACCAAGAAGGAGAGGAAGGCGCUGCAGAAGAUCUUGGAACAGAAGGAGAAAAAGAGCCAGAGAGCGGAGCUGCUGCAGAAGCUGGGCGAGGUCCAGGUGACCGAGGCCGAGAUGCGGCUGUUCUAUACGACGUCCAAGCUGGGCACCGGGACCCGCAUGUACCAGGCCAAAGAGAGGCCCAAUAAGCUGUCCGCCCCAGGUCAGCAGAGGGUCAACAGCCUGAGCGGAGCCCACCGCAAGCGCCAUCGCCAGCCAUCUACAGAGGAGGAGUCUGAGUCUCAGUCCGAGUCCUCUGAAGAUUCCGAGCCUGAUGAGGCCCCCACUGUGGACCAGGCUGGGGCUGGUGCCACGGCAACCACAGAGCAGCCUCUGGCAGGACCUCCUGGGUCCACCGUGGACACGAGCCCAGCAGCCGGCACAAAGCCCCCUGCAGCCUCCAGCCCAGCUCCUGGGAAAGCUGCAGCCUCUGCCCCGCCCAGGCGCCCCGCCAGGCCUGCAGUGUUCGUCCCCGUGAACCGAACCCCUGAGAUGCAGGCCGAGCGUCUCCAGCUCCCGAUCCUGUCCGAGGAGCAGGUGAUCAUGGAGGCGGUGGCUGAGCACCCCAUUGUCAUCGUGUGCGGCGAGACGGGCAGCGGGAAGACCACGCAGGUGCCCCAGUUCCUCUAUGAGGCCGGCUACAGCAGUAACAAUAGCAUCAUCGGUGUCACCGAGCCUCGCCGUGUGGCCGCUGUGGCCAUGUCCCAGCGAGUGGCCAAGGAGAUGAACCUGUCACAGCGGGUCGUCUCCUACCAGAUCCGCUACGAAGGCAACGUGAGCGAGGAAACCAGGAUCAAGUUCAUGACGGACGGCGUGCUGCUCAAGGAAAUCCAGAAGGACUUCCUGCUGCUAAGGUACAAGGUGAUCAUCGUGGACGAGGCCCACGAGCGCAGUGUCUACACCGACAUCCUCAUCGGCCUGCUGUCCCGCAUCGUGGCCCUGCGCGCCAAGAGGCAGCGGCCGCUGAAGCUGCUGGUGAUGUCGGCCACGCUGCGUGUGGAGGACUUCACCCAGAACCCGCGGCUCUUCGCCUCGCCGCCGCCCGUCAUCAGGGUGGAGUCUCGGCAGUUCCCAGUCACUGUGCACUUCAACAAGCGCACGCCGGAGGACUACAGUGGCGAGUGCUUCCGGAAGGUGUGCAAAAUCCACCGCAUGCUGCCCGCAGGAGGCAUCCUGGUGUUCCUGACGGGCCAGGCAGAGGUGCAUGCACUGUGCCGCAGGCUCCGGCGGGCCUUCCCGGCCUCCAGGUCACGUCCUUCAGGAGAGGAGGAGGAGCAGGACUCGGCCCCGGACAUGCGGAGGUUUAAGAAACCUCGCUCCAGGGCAAAGAAGGCUCGAGCCACGACGCUGCCACAGAUCAGCCUGGACAGCUACUCCGUGCUGCCGGCGGGCGAGGCUGACGAGGACAGAGAGGCGGAGAUGGAUGACGAGGAGGCCGCCCUGGGCUCGGACCUGGACCUUGACCUAGGGGACGACGAGGGCGGGUUGGCUGGAGGAGAGCAGCCGGACGCCUCCCUGCCCAUGCACGUGCUGCCGCUCUACUCUCUGCUGGCCCCGGAGAAGCAGGCGCAGGUCUUCAGGCCUCCGCCAGAGGGGACCAGGCUGUGUGUCGUGGCCACCAACGUGGCCGAGACAUCCCUCACCAUCCCUGGCAUCAAGUACGUGGUGGACUGCGGGAAAGUCAAGAAGCGUUACUACGACCGUGUCACCGGGGUGUCCUCCUUCCGCGUCACCUGGGUCUCUCAGGCAUCUGCUGACCAGCGGGCGGGCCGGGCAGGCCGGACAGAGCCGGGCCACUGCUACAGGCUGUACUCAUCUGCCGUCUUCGGGGACUUUGAGCAGUUUCCUGCUCCUGAGAUCACGCGGCGGCCUGUGGAGGACCUGAUCCUGCAGAUGAAGGCGCUCAACAUUGAGAAGGUAGUCAACUUCCCCUUCCCCACGCCACCCUCCAUGGAGGCCUUGGUGGCAGCAGAGGAGCUGCUGAUCGCGUUGGGUGCCCUGCAGGAGCCUUCAAAAACACAGAGGGUCAAGCAGCUGCAGAGGUCGAGGCUGAGCUGCCCUAUCACGGCCCUGGGCAGGACCAUGGCCACCUUCCCUGUGGCACCCCGCUGUGCCAAGAUGCUGGCGCUUAGCCGCCAGCACGGCUGCCUGCCCUACGCCAUCGCCAUCGUGGCCGCCAUGACGGUACGCGAGCUCUUCGAGGAGCUGGACAGACCUGCCGCCAGCGAGGAGGAGCUCACUGCAUUGAGGGGCCGGCGCGCCCGGGUGGCCCAGAUGAAGAGGACCUGGGCGGGCCAGGGGGCCUGUCUGAAGCUGGGCGACGUCAUGGUGCUGCUGGGUGCAGUGGGGGCUUGUGACUACUCCGGCUGCUCCCGCGAGUUCUGCGAGGCCAAUGGGCUACGCCUCAAGGCCAUGCUGGAGGUGCGACGUCUGCGUGGCCAGCUCACCACCUCAGUCAACGCCGUGUGCCCCGAGGCCAGGGUCUUCGUGGAUCCCAAGAUGGACCCGCCCAGCGAGAGCCAGGUGACCUUCCUGCGGCAGAUCGUCACGGCCGGCCUGGGUGACCACCUGGCCCGCAGGGUGCAGAGCGAGGAGCUCCUGGAUGACUCAUGGAGAAACGCCUACAAGACCCCGCUGCUGGACGACCCUGUCUUCAUCCACCCCAGCUCCGUGCUCUUCCGUGAGCUCCCCGAGUUUGUGGUCUACCAGGAGAUUGUGGAGACCACCAAGCUGUACAUGAAAGGCGUCUCCGAGGUGGAGGAGCAGUGGAUCCCGGCCCUGCUGCCCACCUUCUGCCAGUUCCAGGCGCCCCUGGAGGAGCCCGCGCCUACCUACUGCCCCGAGCGUGGCCGUGUGCAGUGCCACCGUGCCAGCGUGUUCUACCGCGUGGGCUGGCCGCUGCCCGCCAUCCAGGUGGAUUUCCCCGAAGGCAUCGACCGCUAUAAGCACUUUGCCCGCUUCCUGCUGGAAGGGCAGGUCUUCCGCAAACUGGCUGCCUUCCGGGACUGCCUGCUGUCCAGCCCCAGCACGAUGCUUAAGACCUGGGCCAGGCUGCAGCCCAGGACGGAGACGCUGCUGAAGGCCCUGGUGGCUGAGAAGGCUGACUGCCGAGACGCCCUGCUGGCCGCUUGGAAGCAAAAUCCAGAGUACUUGCUGGCUGAAUACUUGGAGUGGCUCCCACAAGCCACGCACCCCGAAGUCCAGAAAGCCUGGCCCCCCACCUCGCAGCCCUGACCAGCCCUGGCUGAGCCCCCGAAAGACAGCUCUGCCCCGGAGUAUGUGGCCCGGGCCAGUGUGGUUUGGGCCGCAUCAGCCUCUGGAACCUGAGGGUGGGGGUCUGCAGGCCUCCCUUAGUGGGGGGCCCCAAGCCCCACCUCAGGGCUCCUCUCUGCCUGGGCUUUCUGUGGAAGCUCAGCAGGACCCAGGUGUGCUCUGAGUUGGGGUGGCCCCCGUCCUCGUUCUGGGGGCCAAUGUGGAGAGGACGCAGAGGACAGUCCCCAGGGAGAUGGGGACCAGGGCCCUGUCCUGUGUUCUGUGUCCUGAGAGGCCAACUGUACAGUCAGGAUUGGGGCUGGUCUCCAGUGGCCAUGGAGGCAGAGCUUCACACAAAGACUUCUGCCGGGACUCUGGAGGGCACCGGGAACCCCACACGGCCCCCAGAGCUCAGCCGACACCUCCAGCGUCGCCCCACAGCUCUGGACCCCGGUGGCAACCUCGCCACACUGAUGCUGUUGCCUCCCGGCUACUCUCGAGCCUGGAGAGGCCCAGGUUGGGGCAGCUGCUCUGUGGCCUGAGCAGCAACCCCUCAGCCCUCGCCCUGAGCGGAGCUGGGCCUGGUGCUGCUGUUCAGGGUGGCCGUGGGAGCCAGCCGGGCUCUCAGCCUGCAGCUCUCGGCCCUCACUCGCGGUCUGAGCCGGAGCUGUGUGCCGAGCCCUCCGAGACGCUGUGGCUUGUGGACUUCCUGGUUUACUGUUACUCCCACCCGGUGCAGGGCACCUCUCUCCCUGGUGCCCACAGCCUCACCCCGUCUCCCCAGCUCCUGGCUGGAGCCCUCCCCGCCCACCUGCCAUCUGUUUAUCUUUGCCCCUUCUGGACGUUUUGGAUAAAGUCAUGUGAUUUGUAA